AGGGACGGAAGGCCAGAUCUCCCCGCGCUCACUCGUCUGUGAGAGAGAACAAAAGCAAGAGAAAGCUGGCUUGGGGACGGCAGUUCGACAGGAGGUCUGACUGGGACGUGGGCCAGGGUUAGACACACGGUCACCAGGACUCCCCUACACCCGGCAGGGCAGAAGCUCAGCCACAGACAACCCAAAGGCUUCUUGGCAAGGCCAGCAGAAGCAGAGGGACCCAUCCCAUGGAGAGAUGCUGGGUGAUGGAGGCCGCCAAUGCCUCCAAGGAUGGCUUGGAUUUCAACCCCAUGAAGGAUUACAUGAUCCUGAGCAGUUCCCAAAAGAUAGCUAUCGCAGUGCUAUGCACCCCUCUGGGCCUGCUAAGCGCCUUGGAGAACCUGGCUGUGCUCUACCUGAUCCUGUCCUCCCACCGGCUCCGCAGGAAGCCCUCAUACCUGUUCAUUGGCAGCUUGGCUGGGGCUGACUUCCUGGCCAGUGUGGUCUUUGCCUGCAACUUUGUAAAUUUCCAUGUCUUCCAUGGCGUGGAUUCCAAGGCUGUCUUCCUGCUGAAGAUUGGUAGUGUGACCAUGACCUUCACAGCCUCUGUAGGCAGCCUGCUGCUGACUGCCAUUGACCGCUACCUCUGUCUGCGCUACCCACCUACGUACAAAGCCCUACUCACCCGUGGGAGGGCUCUGCUGACCCUGAGCAUCAUGUGGGUCAUCUCAGCAUUGGUCUCCUACCUGCCUCUCAUGGGAUGGACUUGCUGUCCCAGUCCCUGCUCUGAGCUUUUCCCCUUGAUCCCCAAUGACUAUCUGCUGGGCUGGCUCCUAUUCAUUGCUGUCCUCUUCUCUGGCAUCAUCUACACCUAUGGGCAUGUCCUCUGGAAGGCCCAUCAGCAUGUAGCCAGCUUGGCUGAGCACCAGGACAGGCACGUGCCAGGAAUGGCCCGGAUGAGGCUGGAUGUGAGGUUGGCCAAGACCCUGGGGGUGGUGCUGGCUGUGCUCUUCAUAUGCUGGUUCCCAGUACUGGCCCUCAUGGUCUACAGCCUGGCCACCACUCUUGACGACCAGGUCAAGAAGGUCUUUGCCUUCUUCUCCUUGCUCUGCCUUGUCAACUCCAUGGUCAACCCCAUCAUCUAUGCCCUGCGGAGUGCAGAGAUCCGCUCCUCUGCCCACCACCGCCUGGCCCGCUGGAAGAAGUGCCUGAGGGGCCUUGGGUCUGAAGGAAAAGAAGAGGUCCCAAGGUCCUCAGUCACUGAGACAGAGGCUGAUGUGAAAAUCACCCAGUGGCCAGAUUCCAGAGGUCUAUACUGCUCUGACUGCUGAUAAGGCCUCGUUCGCAGUUUUAAACAAGCCAAGUCAGAAUCAUUUCACUCCCUGGAGAAGAAAGCGUGGUCUUGACCCUCUCAUCUUACUUGAACCUAGGGCCUGGGCACUGACCCCUUUUUGCUGAUGAUUGUUGGCAUUGACCCCUGGAGGGUAGCCUGGCCAUGCCUAUCUGCACACAGUCUGUUGGACAGGCAAGGUGGGCAGGAGGCAAGAGGCCUGGUCCAGGCUCAGUGCUAGUCAGAUCAGGACAACCUUCCUGACAAGAUGCUUAGUGCCUGCAUCCUCUAGAGACCACAGAAGCCAGAAGGAGCCUUCAGUCUCAGCCAUACGGGACAGGGAGGAAAUCUGAAUGAGAAGAAGAAUGGAUUAUU
Molecule: messenger RNA, 1684 nt
Organism: Diceros bicornis minor
Lineage: Eukaryota; Metazoa; Chordata; Mammalia; Perissodactyla; Rhinocerotidae
Gene: CNR2
Product: cannabinoid receptor 2
Exons: 2
Coding region: 228-1310 (360 amino acids)
Biological process (GO): cannabinoid signaling pathway
Cellular component (GO): membrane
Molecular function (GO): cannabinoid receptor activity
Source: RefSeq, a predicted model, not a curated record